CCGAAAUACAGACGGGAAUCUGCUUUAUCAGUAAAAUCUAUAACCCCAUUAAUUGAUACCUAUAUACUUCUUCCUCAAUACACUUCAUAAAGUUUGUUCUAACGUACUUAGUUAUUUACACUUUGAUAUCGCUUAAGUCAACAGUGUCGUAAUUUUCUGUAGUUUAACAAUUUAGUGAUACUAUCAGUAGUGUAAUAACUCUAACUGUAGAGAUGAGUGUUAGUCAAAAUUAUUUUGCGCCAUCUAUAUUUUUAAAUCAUGGCGGCGGACCACUUCCUGUUUUGGGUGAAAAGCAUAAUCUCGAAAUCGCGCAAUCUCUUAAAAAUGUUUCUCGAAUUGUUGAUUUGAAACAUUUAAAAGCUAUAAUUCUGGUCACCGCUCACCGUGAAGAAGAUGUUGUGACGAUUUCUGCUGGUGAACAUCAUGAUUUAUUAUACGAUUACAGCAAUUACCCGCCAGUAAGUUACACGUAUAAAUACAAUGCUCCCGGUGACCCCAUUUUGGCUGGAAAAAUUAGGGAUGCGUUCGAAAAAGCUAAUAUAUCAUCGAAGUUGGACACCGAAAGAGGUUGGGACCAUGGAGUUUUUAUUCCGAUGAUGUUAAUUAACCCAAGUGCAGAUAUUCCUAUAAUUCAACUUUCCAUUCUUAAAAAUCAAGACGCAGAGCAACAUUAUAAAAUCGGAGAAGUGCUGUAUCAAUUCCGUAAAGAGGGAGUAGCGAUUUUUGGAUCCGGUUUGUCUUAUCACAACAUGAAAGAGUUCAGAAAAUUCAAUUCUGCCGAAGAUGUUGAUGGUAUUGUCAAUCAGAAUUUCGAUAAUUUCUUGAAUGAAGUGUGCACUGGUGAUCUUGAAAAUCGUAAGAAAAUUUUGGAAUGGCAGAACCAACCGGAAGCCUUGGAAUGUCAUCCAUUAGGAGAAGCAGAUCAUUUAAUGCCCUUGAUAGUAACCGCUGGAGCCGGUGGCUCGCAACCCGGGAAGAAGAUUUUUGAUUCUAUUUACCGUGACAAAUUUAAAAUUACUGGCUACAUUUGGGACAAAAAAUAAUUUUUCCUGAUUUGAAUGAAUUAAUACUUAUGUAUGAGUGUAACAUUGUAACAAUUGUUUUUUUUAUUGUAUAUGUAUUUUGUAUUAAUAAAUUACAUGAUAAUUACACAUACUGGAUACAUGAAGAUCGCUGACAUCGCUUAGCAACUAGGUAUUAACUAAACAGUGCAACAUGGGGUAAUGCCAACGCUGCGGAACUUGAGCACCGUCAACGCCGCCGACUCCGCGGAACGUGCAAGCUGCCGCCGCGUGACCACUAUCGGAGUCGCCCGCGGGGACGUCAUCGCCUUCACUUUGUAUCUAGCAU
Molecule: messenger RNA, 1350 nt
Organism: Hyposmocoma kahamanoa
Lineage: Eukaryota; Metazoa; Arthropoda; Insecta; Lepidoptera; Cosmopterigidae
Product: extradiol ring-cleavage dioxygenase-like
Exons: 1
Coding region: 213-1043 (276 amino acids)
Molecular function (GO): ferrous iron binding; zinc ion binding; oxidoreductase activity, acting on single donors with incorporation of molecular oxygen
Source: RefSeq, a predicted model, not a curated record